GAGUCCGCAAGGAAGGCCGUUCUGUCAGGCUUUCGCCAAUGGUGGGCAAUGUCUGAUGCUGACAAGGCCCGUGCACAUCCGCUGACCAAGCGCUUCUGUGAGCAAGGGCCCCUGAACAGUGAGCUUCUAGACUUCCUGAAUGGCCAAGAUCGUUCGGAGCUUCCGCUUGUCAUGCAAGAAGCAGGCCGUUUGUUGCUAGUGCCAGUGAAUGAGAUAUCAGUGGAGCGACUUCAUGCUCAAACUCGCAAAGAGCUCAAGCGAGGACCUGCCGCGGGUGCUGAUUAUGACAAGAUAUCAAAGCAAAUUGUUUACCAUUUGGACUUGCAGUCACAGUUCUUGCCUUCCAAUCCUGCAUUCAACAAGACAUCCGGUCGUGGCUCUGGUGCAGAGGGGGCAGUGUCUUUGGAGGAUUUGCGACAGCAGCUACUCUUGGAGAAGUUCCGUCAAGUGCAUGCUCCAGGAACAUUUUACACCAUCCGCAAAGCCUAUGCAGCUGAUGUUUUGGUUGCUGAUGAGUUGCCAGUUUUUCACGUGAACUCUCGGCCGCAGGAGUCUGCAACAGACCUUAUGUUUCAGGCUGACGGCGACGCGGAUGUUGAUGUCGAUUCAGCAGUGCCGGGCCCUGUCCAAAAUCAUGCAGAAGUGGCUCCGCCUGCCAGGGACAGGGAUUUGUUCAUAGCCUUUCAGGUCCUGAACAUAAAGCCUUCGGCCAAGAAAUAUGCUCUCUGUGACACAGGCAAGGAAUUGCAGGUCACAGACAUCGCCGUGUCCCAACACCGUGUCUUGAACCUAGAUACAGUUGCCAAAGAGUUGGAGGUUUCCAUGGAACCCGGCUCAGAUUCAAAGGCCUGGUCCCGAAUGUUGACUGCCAGGGCCCUGAGUAGUUGCUAUGCGUGGAGUGCAAAGACGGGUAGCCUUACAGCGGCUUUGCAGGAGAGUCUUGCUGCAGAUGUUGCUUCAGAGGAGUUAUUGCAACAUAUCCGCAGAUGUGUUUCGAUGCUUUACUUGGCCAGAGCCGUUCCUAAUACAACAAACUAUGUUCCGGCGAAUACCUUGCAGGAAUCCUUCAACGAUGCAUUGGAUUUCCUUUUGUCGAAGGGUUGUGUUCUGAGAUCAGAUGGUCUGUGCCAGCUCACUUCGCGAGGCCUCGAGGCACUUCAGCUCACACAGGUUCUUGUGGAGCCAACAGCUCUGCUGUCGCUUGAGGCCGACACACCUGCUCGGAAACGUUCUGCAUCAGCUUUGCUUCAUUUCCUUGUGGAGAAGGGUUGGUCUCUUCAGCACGUCAACCCAAGACGGGCGGUAGAACCGCUCGGGCCGUUUUCUGAGGCCUCUCCUCCUUCCAGCAAAACCAUUGUGAUUAAGGAAACCCGAAAAACCAUUGAUCGAGAAUACAUGUUGGCUCUAGUUCUUGUCGAGGAUUCUCGCCACCGCAAGAAAUUGCUUGACAUUGGCAUCAACAGUAUCGAGCAUCUCAUGCCGCUUCCUUUCUAUGUCGCCCUGAACAAUGCUGAUGAGGCAGCGUUGCAGGCCAUGUUGAUGGAGGCGGAUGCUGGUGAUGAUGAAGUUGAUUUGGCACAGCGUUUUCAAAGGGUUCGACAAGGGUGGCGAAGGAAAGCAGGCUACAGGCGUGGUCGUGCAAUUCCAAACGAGCACACCAGGAUGAGGCUGACCAAGAUGCUGAAGUCCCGCCUGCCAAGCGGGCUCGUACCAACACGGGGCGUGGCCGUGGCCGUGCUGCGGCUGCGGCUGUCAAAGCCAAACCUAAACCUAAGUCCAAGGCCCAGGGUCGCGGGCGUGGCCGGGGACGUGCUCAGGCUUCUGCUUCUACAGAUGUGCCGGUGCCUCAUGAUGAAGCCGCUUCAGACCCAGAAUCCGAGCCGGUGUCCUCUCGUCAUAGCAGUAGGAAUGACAGUGGCAGUGGCAGCAGCAGCAGCAGCAGCAGCAGUUCCAGUGAUUCCAGUGCUUCAUCCUCCGAUUAGAGUGCUGUGUGUUCUGAAUGGCCAGAGCAGUUCCUGUCCGGUUGCCAAAACAGCCUGCUUGAGCAUCUUGGGAUCGCCGCUGUUGCCGUCUUCAAGACCGGAAGAUCCACAUCUCAAGGCGGGGCUCCUUUUCUGUGUGUCGAAGAGCUCAAACUUGGCAAAAUCACCUGCCAGGCGCUGGGGCCCUCUGCAAGAACGGCAUCAUCCCGAAGUUGGCUCCUCAUUGACAUAUCGCCGCUAA
Molecule: messenger RNA, 2223 nt
Organism: Symbiodinium necroappetens
Lineage: Eukaryota; Dinophyceae; Suessiales; Symbiodiniaceae
Source: the annotation of a GenBank genome assembly